Molecule: messenger RNA, 13186 nt
Organism: Coregonus sp. 'balchen'
Lineage: Eukaryota; Metazoa; Chordata; Actinopteri; Salmoniformes; Salmonidae
Source: the annotation of a GenBank genome assembly
AUCUCCCACACGCGUGGUCCUCUGGACGGCAGCCUGUAUGCCCAGGUGAAGAAGCACCGGGGCCGGGGCUCCUUCGGUGUCGCUGAUGCCUCUCCCAAUGCAUGCCCCAAAGGCAGCCCCACAGCCAAGCCUCCUCCAUCGGCCCAGCCUCCUCCACCGGCCCAGCCUCAAUCUCAACCUCAGCCCCUGUCCCUCAGCUCUGACUCGGGACACUCCUCCACCCCCUCCGAACACAUAGAGGACCCCCCUCCUUGCCCCCUGUCCCGCCUGGAGAAAAAGAAGGAGGAGAUGGACUGUCUACUGCGGAUGGGGGAGGGUGGAGAGAGAGACAGGGUGAGGCAGAGGGAGAGGGACCGGGAGACGGCAAUUUUGGAUGACGGAGACUCUGUUCCAGAUGGAGGGUUGAGGCGGGAGCAGUGGUCAUGUUGCGUUCGAGCGGGCCACGGUCCAAGAUGUCAGAGGUGUGGGGAGGCAUCGGGUUGGGAGAGGGAGCUGUGCUUUGCUAACGGACAUUGUAUGGACCGCUGUAACAGCAGCACCAAGGGGAACCCAAAGAGCCGAACAUUACCCGCCUUACCCUCCCAGCAGCCGGUGUCUCAUCGCCCCCUGGAGCCCCGUCUGGACUUGUGCCAUCACCAUAGCGCCCAUCCCUUGCCUGAGUUGCUGUGGGAACGUCCCCCGCCCCCUUUACCCUGUCUCCAUCGGCCAUGCUACCCCUACCCCGCCCCUGAACACGCCCACCCACACGCCCACACCAUCCCGGCCUCCAAUAUGCUCUUCUGCGGUGGGGAGAAGUGUCAGGUCUUUCAUUACCCCGCCCCCACCCCCCCUCGCCUCUCACACCAAUCCCUGCCUUCCAGCCCGUAUAGGGAGAUGUUUUUCAGCCCGGCGGCUCCUCCCCCUGGUGGCUGCCCAUGCCGAGACUGCACCUGCAGGCGAGAGCACCAAUCGGCUUCGGCCAGAGCCUUCCACCCGCUGUGCCUGGACCAACCAGAGAGCCCGCACUGGGCCCGAGGGCGGGACUCUGAGCUGUGGGACAGGGAGGCAGGGCUGAAGCGGGGGAGGGAGGGGCCUCCUCAGCUCUGGGAGGUGGAGAAUCCGUGGGAGGCGGAGAGAGAGGCAGAGUUUUGGCAGCGGAGGUCAGUGGGAGGGAUGACACCCUAUAGAGGCUGUCACUCCCCCCUGGGUCAGGGUCCCGGGUACCCCAGCCCCCACCCCUUCCUGGACAGCCCCCUUGGCAGCAGUGGAUACAACACCCCCCAACCCCCCUGCCACUCCUGCCCUUGUUCACCCUACCAGCAGGCCUCCCCCUCGGAGAGCCACGGGAUCCGGGGGUAUGCCUCGGGGUACCAGUCUGGGUCCACCUUGCCCCUGCCCCCUGGUGGCCCAAACCCUGGUGCUUCCCCCUCGGAUACACCCACCGACCGGCAGCAACAGACUGAUGGAAAGACUGGUAAGUGACGCAAUCUCACACAUUGGCGAACCGUGACUAUAGGACCUAGGCCUUCAGAGGGACCAAAAAUCUAAUUAAACAGGCCUGGCUGCGCUUCGGGCUGCCACACACACAGAGACAGAACCGGCAUGGACACAACAUGACACACAGGAUAAAAUAAUGCACUGUUUACACAACUUAUGGUAGCCAGCACCACUAUCACACAAUCACCAACAGCGACAACAACAGUGUCACAUCAAAGGUGGCAGGCUCAUGGUGCUGAAAGGACAGUGACUGUAAUACGUGUGCACUCCAUGGCGCUGAAGGAGAGACAGUUUUGGUCAAACACAUAGACAAGGCUGAUAGACAAGCGACAGCAGUCACAUACAGCAUCAAAUAAUGUUAAAGAAUAAGCAGCCCAUUCACUCCAGUAGGCCCCAUGAAAUCAUACCACUACAAAAUCGCAACCAUUUCAUGUCCAACAUUUUAUUAACAAACCAGAUAUUUCUUCCCAUUGCAAAUAUAUUUUAUCACGUUCAUCACACUGACCGGUGAUCUAAAGUUUAAAUGCAACAAUGUUUCACAGUCAAAGAGAUAAGAGAUAGCUAACAGCAAGCGAGCUGCAACAAAAAACAGUUUCACUCACCAGAUAUUGAUAAAUUGUAAAGGAAGUUUGAAAGUUAAUCUUGAAAAGGGUGAUGCUAACAAAUUAGCAACAACAUUCACCUUGAAGUUGAUAACAGCUGCUGCAGCCGCCGUCACCAAUGUCACACUACUACAACACAAGCUAGCUAACGUUACUAGCGUUAGCGUGGGAAAACUACUGCUUGCGACGCAUAUGUUUUUGGUCUGGCACUCUCUUCUUUCUGGCAGACUACAACCUAUUAGUGUAUUGCUGCCUCCUACUGUAUUGGCUGUUUAUCAGCCUGCUAUUCUUUAUAGCAUCACCGCCUGGUAUGGCAACUGCUCGGCCUCCAACCGCAAGGCACUACAGAGGGUAGUGCGUACGGCCCAGUACAUCACUGGGGCCAAGCUUCCUGCCAUCCAGGACUUCUAUACCAGGCGGUGUCAGAGGAAGUCCCUAAAAAUUGUCAAAGACUCCAGCCACCCUAGUCAUAGACUGUUCUCUCUGCUACCGCACGGCAAGCGGUACCGGAGCGCCAAGUCUAGUCUAGGUCUUAUUUUACUGCUGCUCUUUAAUUAUUAUUAUUAUUAUUUUUUUUUUAGGUAUUCUUUCUUAAAACUGCAUUGUUGGUUUAGGGCUUGUAAGUAAGCAUUUCACUGUAAGGUCUACUACACCUGUUGUAUUCGGCGCAUGUGACAAAUACAAUUUGAUUUGAUAAGAAUUCAUUACCUCUUGCACUCUCAGUAGUGACCUGUCUAGGCCUUCUCCCACCCCAUUGCAAGUCAAAAUGUGAUUGGUUCAUUCCACUGUCAGUCCAAAAUUCUGCUCUAAUACAGUUGAAUGGCCUUCUGUCCAGCUUCUGAAGGCCUAGCCAAUGGCUGGCUGAGCUAGCUAGUUUUAUCUACCCAGAGACCACCAAAGAAAAUCCUGAUUGGAUUAUUUUUUCUAUUCAGUAUUAACCCUUCUCUUUCCAACACAAAUUGAAGAGAUUAAAUCAGGAAAUUAUUACAAUUAUUGUAAAGAUGAGAAAGAAAUUAAAACAUCCAUUUAAUAAAAAAAUAUAUUCUCCCCCCCCCCCACCCCCCGCUCCCUUUCUCUUGCUUUCUCUCUAGGUGCAUCAGACGUGGUGCGAAACAGUGUUGGUAUGGAGGACUCUUCUUCCCAGGGGUCAUUGGGGCAAGCAGAGGUUGACGGACAGCCCACUUGCCCCACACCUUUAUCAGACUCUGAUCCAGACUACACAGCCAUCACUAGCAGCCCUGCACACAGUGAAGACAGGUGGGUAACCCUCAGCCUCCUGUUGCUAUCUCAGACGCUGUUUUGCUAAUGGUAAAGGUUAGUAUUGGGGGAGGGGGAGCUGAUCCUAGAUCUGUAUCUAGGGGACACAUCACCUGGAGCAUGGAUCCAUUUUCUUCUUGUGGUGUUCGCUUUAGGUUUGUGUUUUCAGUGUGAAUUGUGUGAGACGAAGUGGUGAAGAAAACUGUGGAGCAGGAUAUGUAAUACAGUGAUGGAUUAAACCAGUGGAGCAGGAUAUGUAAUACAGUGAUGGAUUAUACCUGUGGAGCAGGAUAUGUAAUACAGUGAUGGAUUAAACCAGUGGAGCAGGAUAUGUAAUACAGUGAUGGAUUAAACCAGUGGAGCAGGAUAUGUAAUACAGUGAUGGAUUAAACCAGUGGAGCAGGAUAUGUAAUACAGUGAUGGAUUAAACCAGUGGAGCAGGAUAUGUAAUACAGUGAUGGAUUAAACCUUGUGGAGCAGGAUAUGUAAUACAGUGAUGGAUUAAACCAGUGGAGAAGGAUAUGUAAUACAGUGAUGGAUUAAACCAGUGGAGCAGGAUAUGUAAUACAGUGAUGGAUUAAACCAGUGGAGCAGGAUAUGUAAUACAGUGAUGGAUUAAACCAGUGGAGCAGGAUAUGUAAUACAGUGAUGGAUUAAACCUGUGGAGCAGGAUAUGUAAUACAGUGAUGGAUUAAACCAGUGGAGCAGGAUAUGUAAUACAGUGAUGGAUUAAACCAGUGGAGCAGGAUAUGUAAUACAGUGAUGGAUUAAACCAGUGGAGCAGGAUAUGUAAUACAGUGAUGGAUUAAACCAGUGGAGCAGGAUAUGUAAUACAGUGAUGGAUUAAACCUGUGGAGCAGGAUAUGUAAUACAGUGAUGGAUUAAACCAGUGGAGCAGGAUAUGUAAUCUGUUUCAGCAUCUGACCUGCCUAAUUCUCAGUUUAAUUUCUUUUUUUCUUUUUUUUAAUAGGCUAAAUUACACGUUCUGUUAACAUAUGACCCCAAAGUGAAUUGUUCUUGCAAUUUGUAGUCUGACAUUUCAGAUUUACAUAUAAUUUUUUUAACUAAGUAGUUUGGAUAUAGUGAACUACUUUUCAAACUUUAGUUAAGGAAACUAUAUUUUUCUUAAGGGUAGUUUUAUUGUAGCUUAACUUCUUCCAGUGUCAAGUAAUUGGGAGCUUGGUAAACUAUAUUUUCAGAGUAGCUUCCCCAACACUGUAUACAGUGAUGUAUUAAACCAGUAAUACAGUGAUGUAUUCUGCCAAUAAAGCUCGCCCGCUUGUAGUCCUGGAAAACAGAAAUGAGUUACUUCUAGUUUGUUCAGCCAUUCCCAUGGGGAAAAUGAAUGUGGAAAGAAUAGGGUUUGGGGAUAAAUGCAGAAAAUAAGAGUUUAACCAAGGCUUAGGAGAUCUUAUACGUUUUGUUCUAUGAGAUAAUAUCAGUCAGUUAACAUGACAUUUAUGAGUUAGGAAGCCUUUGUGCUUUUUUAAAAUUACAUAAAUCCUUCAAAAUUCACAAAAAGUGACGUUAGCUGAUGAAGAUUAUCUCAUAGAACAAAACAUAUACGUUCUCCUAAGCCUGUGUUUAUCUCAGACCUUAUUUUCUGCGUUUAUCCAAAAACCCUACAAAAACUCAAUUCAUUCCCCUAUAGGCUUUGGCCAAUGAGCCAUGGCGGAGUGAAUGCCUACAGAAAGACGACAUUACUAUUGCUUGCUAUGUGGCUGAACACCAGGGGUGUAUUCAUUAGCGCACACCGUAGCAAAAAUUUUGAAACAGAAAACCAAAAACAAGUGUUUCUUAUCGAACAAAUUCAGCUAGGUCCCUCCCCGUUUCAGCCCGCUUGCCUCCGUUUGGUUCCUAGUGAAUACACCCCAGUAAAGUACCGUUUAACGAUUCCUGUGACUCCUAUUGAAGUCAAUACAUUACAACUGGCAAUGCCUCUUCUUGUCCUUUCAAUCAAUUUCCCCUUGGAUAAUAAUUAAGAAUCUAGUAGUACUUUUUUGGAUGUCCUCCUUUCUCUCUAAAUACGUUCUCAUUGACACAGUUUUAUAUUUAACAUAUUUUAUAUGUUCCCUUUACUGUUGUGCUGAAAAAGCUGGAAGUAUGAUUGCGAAAUCAUUAUGUACCUUUUCUACUACGUUGUCUUCAGCACUUUUGAAAUGUGUAAAUAAGCAGAAACAAACUCUUUUCCCUCUCUGUCUCUCUCUGUCUGUCUCUCUCUCUCUCUCUGUCUGUCUGUCUGUCUGUCUGUCUGCUCCAGUGAGAAGAAGCCAGAUGAAGAGACAUUUGACGCCACUGUAGAAGUUUCCCCCCCGAGUCCCCCAGACGGCCCCCAGGGGCCCCAGGAACCAAGUCAAGGGCCCCAGCAGAUAGAGCCCCUCAGUGGGGCCCCCGUCUCUGCAGCUCAAGCCUCCGCCUCCACCAUCCUGGAACCUAACACUAACACCAAUAGUAACAGUAGCACGCCGAAGACCAAAAGGGCACCGCACCUAGUGGUAAAAUCCACAACAACACCGACAGCAUCGACAGAGUCACAAAACCAAGGCAGUGACCGCUCUUCUAAAGAGUCCAUACAGAUGCCGAGUGAACGUGUGAACCCUAGUGACUCACAACAAGUGCACAUGGAAGUGCACACUGUAAGUGCAAGUGUGCAUCCACCUCCCCCUACAGCUGAGGAUGGAGAAUUGAAGGUCGUGGAGAGAGUACUACAGAUGUCCACUCAGACCGCUGCCGUCCCGAGCGCAAGGCAUUCAAUCGUACCUGUCCAAGUGAAACUCAAUGGCAGCGCCCUCCUCAGUGGCUCACCCCAAUUAGAAAGAGGCUGCAGCGCAUCACCGAGCCCUUGCUCUACCCCCAGCUCUGCCCCUCCCUCCCCACAUCUUGACAUUGGCUCCCCAGAGCAACGUCCCUCCCCUCAGCCCUCUCCAUUGGCCAUGGACCCAGCUGGGCGGAGACUUACCCCUGUGAGUGACAGUGACCCCAAAUCCCCAUCCCCUGUCCCUGACGGGUACAACACCCCCACCUUCCCCCUGGCGCCCUACUACUACCCCCUUCUCAAAGUCCCCCACGUCCCCUACUCGGGGUACACCGCUGUCACUAUCGCCGCCGCCCAGCCCCCACUCCCUGAAAAGAGGCGCCUGUCUUCCAUGCCAGGGUACCGCAAUGGGCACGGCUCCCAGUCCCUCCUGAGUUCCUCCCUGGGUGCCAUACGACCCAUGGGUCCCUCUCCCCAAUCUAGCCCCCUCCACGUCACCUUCUCCCCCUCGGUGGGGGUGGGGGAGCUCCCCCCGCCGGUCAGACGAGGACUGGCACUGCCUAGUGUCAGAGAGGAGAGCAGCAAGGUCAAUGCCAAGUUUGUCCAGGACAGCUCCAAGUUCUGGUACAAGCCUGGCAUAUCCAGAGACCAAGGUAAGGGAACAGGCCUGGGCUAAAGUUUUGAAGGAUUCCCCUUUAUUUAGAUAGCCCCUCACAGAUCUAGAGAAGCUCACUCUCAACAACCAGUGUCAAUUGCAACUGUGUUGACAUGCAAACAUCUUGUACGAUCUUCUUGAUUUGAGAAAUACUGUUGUAGUGUAUACUUGAAUGAAAGGUAACUCAUUUCUACCAUAGUAAUACUUACUCUAGUGUUCCUCCUCCCCCUUGUAGCCAUCGCUGUGUUGAAGGAAAAGGAGCCCGGCUCCUUCCUGAUCAGGGACAGUAACUCCUUUCAAGGGGCCUACGGUCUGGCCCUCAAGGUGGCCAGCCAUCCUUCAAACAACGUCAACAACAGCAAAGGUAACGGGGAAGUCAUUAUUUAUUUGACAAAGCAUUUUAAAAAUCCAUUGUCUAUUCUAUUUUGUUACAAGUGAUAUCAAUUAUCUCUCUCUCUCUCUCUCUCUCGCGCUCUCCCUCUCUCUCUCUCUCUCUCUCUCUCUCUCCCCCUCUCUCUUCUCUCUCUCUCUCUCUCUCUCCUCUCUCUCUCCCCCUCCCUCACUAUCCCUCCCCCUCUCUCACUAUCCCCCGUCUCUCUCUCUGUAUAUCUCUCUCGCCCUCUCUCUCCCCUCUAUCUCUUCCUCCCUCCUUUCUCUCUCCUCUAUCUCUUCCUCCCUCCUUUCUCUCUCCUUCUCAGUGGAUGAUCAGGAGCAUCUGGUCAGACACUUCCUCAUUGAGACAGGCUCUCGGGGGGUCAAGAUAAAGGGUUGUCAGAACGAGUCCUAUUUCGGUGAGUCCUAUUUCUGUCCUGCAGAUGUCGCUGUUGGCCUCACAAUUACGUCUAUCAUUGCUUUAAUACCCUUUUUUACACUAUCAUGGAAUUCAGUGCUAUCUCAGAUAUUUAAUUUCACAUUAUCCUUCACAGUACAGUUCCGGAUACUAUGGUGUAUGUGUAACCAGGCCAGCGCAGUACAGCUUUGCCUGGCUCAGUAGUGUGAAAAUGGUUAGAAAGUGACUUUCCUUCCUCGUCUUCUCUCCUUCACCUGUGAUGAUCUGAUAUGCGUAUGUGUUUUAGGAAGUUUAUCUGCCUUGGUGUACCAGCACUCACUCACCCCUAUCUCCCUGCCAUGUGCCCUGUGCAUCCCUGAGAAAGGUAAAUCCCUAUGUGUUUCAACAGAAUAACUUUGUAUCAAACAGUAUGGGGGCAGAUACUAUAUGUACAGUGCCUUCGCAAAGUAUUCAGACCCCUUGACUUUUUCCAAAUUUUGUUACGUUACAGCCUUAUUCUAAAAUUGAUUAAAUUGUUUUUUCCCUUAUCAAUCUACACACAAUACCCCAUACUGACAAAGCAAAAACAGGUUUUUAUAAAUGUUUGCUUAUUUAUAAAAGUAAAUGAAAUAUUACAUUUACAUAAGUAUUCAGACCCUUUACUCAGUACUUUGUUGAAGCACCUUUGGCAGCGAUUACAGCCUUGAGUCUUCUUGGGUAUGACGCUACAAGCUUGGAACACCAGUAUUUGGGGAGUUUCUCCCAUUCUUCUCUGCAGAUCCUCUCAAGCUCUGUCAGGUUGGAUGGGGAGCGUCACUGCACAGCUAUUUGCAGGUCUCUCCAGAGAUGUUCGAUCGGGUUCAGGUCCGGGCUCUGGCUGGGCCACUCAAGGACAUCCAGAGACGUGUACCGAAUCCACUCCUGCGUUGUCUUGGCUGUGUGCUUAGGGUUGUUGUCCUGUUGGAAGGUGAACCUUCACCUCAGUCUGAGGUCCUGAGCGCUCUGGAGCAGGUUUUCAUCAAGGAUCUCUCUGUACUUUGCUCCGUUCAUCUUUGCCUCGAUCCUGACUAGUCUCCCUGCCACUGAAAAACACCCCCACAGCAUGAUGCUGCCACCACCAUGCUUCACCGUAGGGAUGAUGCCAGGUUUCCUCCCGACGUGACGCUUGGCAUUCAGGCCAAAGAGUUCAAUCUUGGUUUCAUCAGACCAGAGAAUCUUGCUCUUUUGGCUAACUCCAAGUGGGCUGUCAUGUGCCUUUUACUGAGGAGUGGCUUCCGUCUGGCCACUCCACCAUAAAGGCCUGAUUAGUGGAGUGCUGCAGAGAUGGUUGUCCUUCUGGAAGGUUCUCCCAUCUCCACAGAGGAUAUCUGGAGCUCUGUCAGAGUGACCAUCGGGUUCUUGUUCACCUCCCUGAACCAAGGCCCUUCUCCCCCGAUUGCUCAGUUUGGCCAGGCGGCCAGCUCUAGGAAGAGUCUUGGUGGUUCCAAACUUCUUCCAUUUAAGAAUGAUGGAGGCCACUGUGUACUUGGGGACCUUCAAUCCUGCAGAAACGUUUUGGUACCCUUCCCCAGAUCUGUGCCUCGACACAAUCCUGUCUCGGAGCUCUACGGACAAAUUCCUUCGACCUCAUGGCUUGGUUUUUGCUCUGACAUGCACUGUCAACUGUGGGACCUUAUAUAGACAAGUGUGUGCCUUUCCAAAUCAUGUCCAAUCAAUUGAAUUUACCAUAGGUGGCCUCCAAUCAAGUUGUAGAAACAUCUCAAGGAUGAUCAAUGGAAACAGGAUGCACCUGAGCUCAAUUUCUAGUCUCAUAGCAAAGGGUCUGAAUACUUAUGUAAAUAAGGUAUUUCAGUUUUUGUAUUUUUAAUACAUUUGCAAAAAUUACAAAAAAACUGUUUUCGCUUUGUUAUUAUGGGGUAUUGUGUGUAGAUUAACGAGGAAUUGUUUUUAUUUAAUCCAUUUUAGAAUAAGGCUGUAACGUAACAAAAUGUGGAAAAAGUAAAGGGGUCUGAAUACUUUCCUGAAGGCACUGUAUACUAUACCUGUAUCAAUAGGGCAUGGACUAUGUGUGUGCAUGACACAAUAUACAAUAUACGCUGAGUGUACAAAACAUUAUGAACACCUGCUCUUUCCAUGACAUAGAUUGACCAGGUGAAUCCAGGUGAAAGCUAUGAUCCCUUAUUGAUGUCACUUGUUAAAUCCACUUCAAUCAGUGUACAGUGGGGGAAAAAAGUAUUUAGUCAGCCACCAAUUGUGCAAGUUCUCCCACUUAAAAAGAUGAGAGAGGCCUGUACUUUUCAUCAUAGGUACAGGUCAACUAUGACAGACAAAUUGAGAAAAAAAAAUCCAGAAAAUCACAUUGUAGGAUUUUAAAUGAAUUUAUUUGCAAAUUAUGGUGGAAAAUAAGUAUUUGGUCACCUACAAACAAGAAAGAUUUCUGUCUCUCACAGACCUGUAACUUCUUCUUUAAGAGGCUCCUCUGUCCUCCACUCGUUACCUGUAUUAAUGGCACCUGUUUGAACUUGUUAUCAGUAUAAAAGACACCUGUCCACAACCUCAAACAGUCACACUCCAAACUCCACUAUGGCCAAGACCAAAGAGCUGUCAAAGGACACCAGAAACAAAAUUGUAGACCUGCACCAGGCUGGGAAGACUGAAUCUGCAAUAGGUAAGCAGCUUGGUUUGAAGAAAUCAACUGUGGGAGCAAUUAUUAGGAAAUGGAAGACAUACAAGACCACUGAUAAUCUCCCUCGAUCUGGGGCUCCACGCAAGAUCUCACCCCGUGGGGUCAAAAUGAUCACAAGAACGGUGAGCAAAAAUCCCAGAACCACACUGGGGGACCUAGUGAAUGACAAUUGGUGGCUGACUAAAUACUUUUUUUCCCCACUGUAGAUGAGGAGACAGGUUAAAGAAGGAUUUUUAAGCCUUGAGACAAUUGAGACAUGGAUUGUGCACGUGUGCCAUUCAGAGGGUGAAUCGGCAAGACAAAAGAUUGAAGUGCCUUUGAACGGGGUAUGGUAGUAGUUACCAGGCGCACCGGUUUGUGUCAAGAACUGCAACGCUUCUGGGUUUUUCAAUCUCAACAGUUUCCCGUGUGUAGCAAGAAUGGUCCACCACCCAAAGGACAUCCAGCCAACUUGACACAACUGUGGGAAGCAUUGGAGUCAACAUGGGCCAGCAUCCCUGUGGAAUGCUUUCGACACCUUGUAGAUAGAGUCCAUGCCCCGACGAAUUGAGGCUGUUCUGAGGGGAAAAUGUGGGGGGCAACUCAAUAUUAGGAAUGUAUAUUUACAUUAAAAAGAGUGUAUGGGGUGCACGUGUGUAUGAGAAAUGUGUAUUGGGAGUGUGUAAUGUGUAAGUAUGGAUGCAUGUUGUGCAUGUACGUACCCAGAGAGUUAGCAUGAUUUAGUGGUGAGUCAUGGGGAAAUGUCCUAAUGUUGUUAUGGUGUUCCAGAUCUGGUCGGAGAGAUGCAGAGUGCCAGCAACACCAGUACUGCAGCUGACCUCCUCAAACAGGGCGCAGGUGAGAGAAAGUUCAAGGGUCAAAUACAGUGGCUGCUCAAGGUACAUGGAUCCCUAUAGAGAGAUGGGUAAACAGAGUGGAAUGCUAGCAUGACUUAGUAAAAAAUACUCACAUUCUAUCAAUGCAUUGAGCUCGGCAAGCUUAUCUCAAGUUAGGUGAGGCCUUGUGUAGGUGUGACAUGACCCACUUACAUCUCUAAAUACUGUUCAUCCAUCAUUCCUCCCCCCCCCCCCCCCCUCCCCUCACCUCCAGCCUGUAACGUGCUCUACCUAAACUCUGUGGAGACCGAGUCACUAACGGGGCCUCAGGCUGUCUCCAAGGCGACCAGGUGCACUCUGACCCAGAGCCCUCAGCCCAUGGCCACCAUGGUCCACUUCAAAGUGUCCACUCAGGGCAUCACGCUGACCGACAGUCAAAGGAGGUGUGUUUUAAAAUGUUUUGCAACAGAACACUAAAAUGAGCAUUUCUUAUUGGACCAUGGUGUAAGUGUAGGCAGUCCCUCCUUGUUUUAGUCUGUUUCCUCCAGUUUGGUGCCUAAUGAAUACAACCACUAUACAGACUCUUCUUCAGGAGACACUACCCCAUCAACAGUGUGACCUUCAGCAGCGUGGAUCCUCAGGACAAGAGGUGGGACCAACGUCAUGCUAACGUUAAGAGUAGCCUUAAGACAACGCAUGGAACGAUGGGGUCUGACACUCUGGCUUUAGGCCUAUAUGCAACCAUUGCGACAUAGACCUUGUGCACAUGUGAAUACCACCGAAUGAAAGUUGAAAUGUGAUGUGUCGUGAGCAAUGACUUAUAUGAGCUGUGUAGCGAAGUUGACCUUGUAUUUUGACAUGGCUGAACACUGCUUUGUUUGGUACACAGAUGGCAUUGUGGUUCAGGGUUGGGUCAAUUAAUCUCUAAAUUGUUCAAUGUUAAAGCGGCAAUCAGCAGUAGUAACAAUUCCCUGCCCCUGUUUCAGUAAAAACCUGAGGGAUGGGGCUGGAGAAAUGUAAUCACUCAAAUUCAUAGUCAGAUCUAUGGAUGCAAGGACUGACCAUCCAUAAUAUCAACAUGAUAGUUCUAACCAUGUUUUGAGGCUAUAUAGUGUUGCUUUACAUUUACUUAAACAAGCUUAUAUUUUGGGUUCUGAUGGGUUACGACAGUUGAACUAAUCUCAUGAGGCAUUUAUAAGUUAUUUUCUUCAAGAGUCAUUGGGUAUAUAUCAUUAAUUUCUAAGUACAAAAUGGAUGUAGUAACUGCUGAUUGCCCCUUUAACUUAAAAUGAAUUUCAAAUCAAAUGGAUCCCAACCCUGUUGUGGCUAAAUGUUGCUGUAGCCUACUGCGCAUUAACCCUGUAUUGCACCAUUAUGGCUGAAUACUGCUACAUCUAGAAGGCCUUCUAUGGAUGUUUCUACAUACUGGUAUGGUAUAAACCUUUUUGUGUAUGUGCAACUACAGUAUAGUAUGUAUUUUCUGGUUAAGAACAACAACCCUGACGGUAUGACUGCACUUCUUGCUCAAUUUGAGAAGCUCCAACUGCCUCAAUGCAUCUAAGACAUGUUGUCUUUAUGUCCUUGUCUGUCUAUCUGUCUGUCUGUCUGCUUCAGGUGGACUAAUUCUGAUAACAAGUCAAGCAAGUAAGUGCUUGUGUCUCUGCUUGUGCCUUUGUGUGUAGAUAGAAUUGUGUGUGCAUCAUGGCAAUUUAUCAUACAGUGCUCUCCUUUUAUAAAAAGAUGACUCUUAUAAAAUUUAUCCCUACAUUGAAUGAACCUUAAGAGAACGACAGUGAAUAUAAGUCAUGUGAUGCUCCAGAGUUUCUUCUUAUAUCUGUGCUUCUCACGAAAAGAGCGCUGAGAAAAAACAGUUUUCUACCAUCAUAGAUUAAAAAAACACAAAUCCUAUUCUCUUUUAUUCACCCGUCUGGUUAUCUUAUCUCCCACUCCAUCCUUUGUUUGGUUUCCUUCUUCACCUCCUCUCAUCCCUCUCUCUCGCUCUCUUCAUCCCUCACUCCUGCAGGGUGUUUGGUUUUGUGGCAAGGCGGACUGGCAGCACGUCGGAGAAUGUGUGUCACCUGUUUGCCGAGAUGGACCCGGAGCAGCCGGCUGUGGCCAUCGUCAACUUCAUCAACAAGGUCAUGCUGGGGCCCCAGCAGCAGCAACGCAGA